Ostreococcus tauri is the source of this 1038-nucleotide messenger RNA. Its product is annotated as Peptidyl-prolyl cis-trans isomerase,FKBP-type,domain. The transcript is spliced from 2 exons. Bases 1 to 1038 code for a protein of 345 amino acids. The record is from RefSeq and is a predicted model, not a curated record. Gene Ontology annotation, molecular function: peptidyl-prolyl cis-trans isomerase activity; protein binding. NCBI's taxonomy places the organism in Eukaryota, Viridiplantae, Chlorophyta, Mamiellophyceae, Mamiellales, Bathycoccaceae.
AUGGAGACGAUGCUGGAGAGUAAAAGACGAAUCACUUCAACGAGCGAUGACGCCGACGCGGUGGUGCUCGGGGCGACGUGUUACGCGCACUUUUCGCUCGUCGACGCGUCGUCGGGAGAGACGGUCAGGGAUACGCGCGCGGACAUGGAACCCGUGCAGUUCGUCGUGAGCGCGCGCGUGGGGUUGAGGGACGACGUCGGGCGAAGCCGAAGCGCGGGGGUGGGGAUAGAGGGAUUGGACGCGUGCGCGAGGACGAUGCGCGUCGGCGAGCGCGCGACGUUCGAGAUUCCGCCCGAGCUCGCGUACGGCGAGGAGGGAAAUUUUUCGUUCCCAGCGGUGGGGAAGAAUAAGACGUUGACACUAGAUUUAGAGAUUUUGGGAUGCUUGGGAUCGGUGGAGGCGCCGGAGACGUUGCAGAGAGACAUGACGUACGAGACGCGGAUUGAACGCGUGAAGAUGCAUCGAGCGAAUGGAAACGAAGCGUUCGUCGCGGGCGACGUGAAGCGAGCGAUUCGCGAGUACUCCAUGGCGCUCACAUAUCUCACAGAGGACUUCAUGAUGCAGCUGUUCGAUAAGUACGAGGUGGAGGCGAGAGAGGAAUACGUCGCGGUGCACGGAAAUUUAGCAGCUGCGUUCCUGCGAUUGAACGAGUACGAACUCGUCUCGACGCACGUCGAGUACGUUUUGCGAAACGACGAGAACAAUAUCAAGGCAUACUACAGGCGCGGUAAAGCGCGGUUGGCGAUCGGACACGAGGACGCCGCGCGCGAGGACUUGCUGAAGGCAAAACGACUCACGGACGCGGCUGGGAUCAAGGAUGCAAACAUCACCACCGCGCUUCGCGAGCUCGAACAGACGGUGCGAGAUCGUGAGCGCGAAACCUCCGCAGUAUUUCGAGGUAUGUUUGGUGAUUCCUCGAAGGUAGACACAUCGAACGUGGCGCCGAGCGGGUCCGAGCCGGCGACCCUAGAAUCUCACGCGCCGUCUGGUGGUUUCGUGAGCAGUCUCAUCACGAAGUUGAUGGGAUCGAGGCGAUGA